This is a messenger RNA of Rhodamnia argentea, 1782 nucleotides long. Its product is annotated as vacuole membrane protein KMS1-like. NCBI's taxonomy places the organism in Eukaryota, Viridiplantae, Streptophyta, Magnoliopsida, Myrtales, Myrtaceae. The coding region runs from base 156 to 1442 and encodes 428 amino acids. The transcript has 8 exons. The record is from RefSeq and is a predicted model, not a curated record.
AUCGCCCCCAAUUUUGGGUUCCUCUCCCCUGCGCCAUCCCAUCAUCAUCCGGGCGUGCGCGUUUCGUGAAGAAGUUAAACGGACAAAAAAAAUGGAAACUUUCGCCACAUCUUCUUCGCUCAUUGACAUACCCCGCAUUCGAUCGAGCGCAUUCCAUGGGAACCCGAACGAGGCCUGGUAAAGCUCCCGCUUCUGCUCGUGCGAUGGAUACGUCGAUCUCAGGACUGCAACAGAAGCAUCAGCAGGAUCUGGAGAAUUUGACUCUGACAACACAGCCGUAUAAGACUUUAAAGCUCUUUGCUUUGGCCACUUUUCAGCACUUCAAGCAUGUGAUAGCUUACCUAUUGGUAAAAGGGGGCUUGCUUCUGUUUCUAAGCACCAUUACUGUGGCUCUCAGCUUUUUGCUGGUUAGAGUUGAUGGAAUGCAUGAAAAGCAUGUCGAGGAGCUCUACAAGUACAUGCAAUUUGGGUUAUGGUGGAUAGCACUUGGAGUAGCUUCUUCAAUUGGUCUUGGAUCAGGUUUACACACUUUUGUCCUUUAUUUGGGUCCUCACAUUGCACUGUUCACUAUUAAAGCAAUGCACUGUGGGAGAGUUGAUAUAAAAACUGCUCCAUACGACACGAUUCAGUUAAAGAAAGGUCCCUCUUGGCUUGACAAAGAUUGUUCUGAAUUUGGACCUCCAUUAUUUGCACCUGUGCAUGGUCUGCGGGUACCUCUUAGCCAAAUACUGCCUCAAGUUCAGAUGGAAGCUGUUCUAUGGGGCAUUGGAACUGCACUUGGAGAGCUUCCUCCAUAUUUUAUCUCCAGAGCAGCUCAACUGUCGGGUACCAAGUCAGAUGCCAUGGAAGAGUUGGGUGGUUCCUCGAACAAAGAGAACGGUGUCAUUGCAAACCACCUCACACAAAUUAAAUACUGGCUUCUGUCUCAUUCUCAAUAUUUGAACUUCUUCACCAUUUUGGUGCUUGCUUCAGUGCCAAAUCCACUAUUUGAUCUUGCUGGAAUCAUGUGUGGGCAAUUUGGGAUUCCUUUCUGGAAGUUCUUUCUCGCAACAGUGAUUGGAAAGGCGAUUGUCAAAACCCACAUACAGACGGUUUUCAUAAUAUCUGUAUGCAACAAUCAACUCCUUAAUUGGAUGGAGAAUGAGUUAAUUUGGGUUUUCAGCCUUGUACCUGGUCUGGCUCCAAUCUUGCUUGAGAUCAUUGCCAAACUCAACGCAGUGAGAGAUAAAUAUCUUGCAGCAUCUCCUCCCGUGACUUCAAAUGUAGAGGUGAAGAAAUGGGGAUUCUCAUUUGCCUCUAUAUGGAAUGGCGUUGUGUGGCUCAUGCUCAUAAACUUCUUCGUGAAGAUUGUGACUGAAACUGCCAAGAGGUAUCUCAAGAAACAGCAGGAGAAAGAGCUUGAAUCCUUGGACGGAUCAUCCGCAGCAAGCACCUUGAGGUAGCACCCCGACCAAGUACAUCAACAAAGCAGCAACUUUUACCUCCGUUUCCGAAUGCGAGGUAAAGGAAAUUGAAGUGGUAACUCUUGCAAAGUCCAUGGUGAUACCAAAAAGCCUGCAGUCUUGGCACUUCUAGAGACUAUUGUGCAUAAAUAGGAUGAUGGUAGGUCUAAUCAACAAUUUGGAAAUGGAAUUUAGUAAUUCUUUUCUGAACACAGAAAUCAUUUGCUCGAUUGUGCCGGAACUCGAUUCGGGGAAUUCUUUGUCUUUCAUAGAUGAUACUCUUGUAUGUAGCUACAUCAGUAAUUGGAUGCAACAUCAGCCUAAAGGAAAACCUUAAAUA